Molecule: messenger RNA, 2615 nt
Organism: Manihot esculenta (cassava)
Lineage: Eukaryota; Viridiplantae; Streptophyta; Magnoliopsida; Malpighiales; Euphorbiaceae
Product: pentatricopeptide repeat-containing protein At3g56030, mitochondrial-like
Exons: 12
Coding region: 396-2042 (548 amino acids)
Cellular component (GO): mitochondrion
Molecular function (GO): protein binding
Source: RefSeq, a predicted model, not a curated record
UCGGUUUAUCCUUGAACCAUAGUCCAUGGUCCAAAAUUUUCAGAUCCAAGCCCAUGAAUGGCGACAGGAGACCCCGAUGCUGCUGCUGAGUGGCUUAAACCCUUGUAAAGUUGGAAUAUUGCAAAACCCUUCUCUGAUUCAGUCGUCAGCAGCUGUAGGGGUUUUGUGAUCAAUCUAGAAUGGCUCUUUUUAGAAGAUUACAAGCAGUUCGUUCUCUUUAUCGAACGUUAGAGAUUCAAGACUAUUCGUAUCUGGUUGGGAGAUCAAGAAGCUAUAGUCACUUUUCAAAUGGAAUUUCAUUUUGUCCACUUAGGGGCCAGAAUACUCUUCCUUGGACUCAUGGAAAGACCACCCUUCAUUCUUCAAUGCAUACUGGUGCGACUUAAUUUCAGGCCAUGGAAUUGUCAAUUUUCUUUAACAGCAAGAGGUUGGUGACAACAGAGGCAAGAGCUCCCCCACAAGCACGUCAAAUGGGGGCUCUUAAAGUGUCCAUUUCAAGUCCUGGAUUCAUUUAUGAACCUUAUGCACCUCGUGAAUCAAUCCCUUUUUGGCGAAGGUGGUUCACAAAAAGUGGUUGGAGACGAACAAAAGAAGAUAUCAUUCUAGAGAUGAAAAGUGCUUAUGCCAUUUCUAAGUUAAGAAAAUCUGGAUACUCAAAACAUGAGUUCUACAAAAAGGCUAUUGACUUGUACAAGGAGACAAACACUCUACUGGCAAAUGGUGACAAAAAUUCAUUAAGGAAAAUAGUUACAGAAAAGAUGUACUCUGAACUCAAGAAUGAAAUUAAGCAUAGAGAGUCCAUGUGGAAUAAAGUUUAUUGGGAAAUGAUUGAGCCGGUGGUUAAGAUACGAACAUUGCGAGCUCGAUUGAUUGGUGUUGAUCGAAAAGACCUCAACAAAGUUUUCAUACAGCUAACACUUGAGCUUCUGACAAAGCAGAAGUUUGAAGCUUAUGAUUCAAAAGGCAUUACUGUUGCUGGAGAUAAAACAAAGGAGCUUGUUCACCCAUCUGUCUUGAACCCUAAAACAAAUGCACUGCCAUUUCUCCGCAGGCAGCACCACAUAUCCCCAAAUUGCCCAUCUAUCCUAUCCAUCACCACUAGCUCCUUUACACCCAAAAGCCGUAGCCUAAGCUCAUUUGCUGAUAGGCCUACUGCUGCCUAUUAUGAUAAUCUUGUCAAUGCUGCUGGUGAUGAACGAGACUUCAAUACACUUCGCUACCUCCUCAACAAGCGUGUGAGAGACAGCUGCUUCAACACCACUAACACCUUUAGAUUCAUCACCAACACUGAAAACUCUCUCUCAGUCUUAGAUGAUCUCACUGAAACUCUAGCCCGCCUUGACAGUGGCGUCCCUCGUACAAGUGCAUACAAUGCACUUAUUGCGCGUCUUUGCAAACUAGGUCGGAUUAAGGAAUCACUGCACAUUGUGGAUAUCAUGGCACGUGGGCAAUAUGGCUUAAGUGCAUGUAGCUUUCACCCUAUACUGAGAGCUCUCACGAAGAAGAAGAAGAUGGAGGUUGCCUGGAAAGUAAUAGAGAAGAUGAGGGCAGUUGGUGUUUUGCCUGACCUGACGGCUUUCAAUUAUUUGUUGACAGCAUAUUGUUAUAAUGGCAAUUCAGUGCCUGCAAUUAAGGUAAUGAAGAAGAUUGAAGAGGAGGGGCUGGGUGCUGACGCAAGAACUUAUGAUGCACUGGUGUUGGGCGCAUGUAGGGCAGGGAAAGUGGAGGGAGCUCUUGUUUUGCUGAGGAGGAUGGAGAAUGAUGGACUGCAUAUAUUAUAUUCUACAUAUAUGCAUGUAAUCAAUGCAUUGUUGAAGUUGGGAUACUAUGAACAGGCAGUGAAGUUUGUGAUGAUUUAUGGAGGGAGGGAUGCAGUAUUAGAUACAGAGAUUUUUGGGAUAUUGGCUAGUAAGUUGAUUAAGUUGGAGAGGUUGGAGGAAGCUACAAUAGUUUUGGAGGAAAUGGAGAGAAGACAUUUGGUAAUGGGUGAUAAAUUGAGGGAUUGCUAUAACUUGAAAGUUAAGAAUGUCAAAUUGUGUUAGCUGUUGUUUAUAGAGGACCAGCAUUUUCUGAAGUUGCCUAGGUAGGGAUUCAGCUUAUAUUUUUAUGGGCAUACAAGGCACUCCCUUUACAGAGCUUUAGACACAAUUUCAGUGCAAUUUCACUUGUUUUUCCUGGUAGUCAAGGUAAUUGCUGUCAGUAGUGGGUGCAGAAUAGUUGCUCGAAGACAUGUUAUUCUAUACCCAAGGAAAUGACUUACAGAUCAAAAUCAAUAGAAUGGGAUUAUUGGUUUGGCAUUUGUCAGUUAGAAGCUUACCCUUGUAGGUAUGAGGUGUUCUAAUUUAGAAAAUCAUUUAGUUUUGUUUCAAGAGUUUCAAGGUUGAAUUUUAUUCACACAUGGGAUGGAAGGGGUUAAAUAAGGGGCAAAGGACUCUUAUUGUGAAUUAUCCUGAAAUGUGUCUUCCUUUUUGUACACAGAACUGAAAACACUGGUGUUAAAUAUCCUUUUUGUCUUGUGUUCCUUUAAUUACGAAACUAUAGAGUACUCAUGAAAUAUUGUAGUUUGUUAUUGUUUGAAUAAAGUUUGGUAUGAUAUGCACUAUAGUUUUAUGUUC